UAUACUUAGUCCCUCAUUAGAAAUGACAAACUAUUUGAUUCAGGCUUUCGGAAAUAUGCUAAAUUCAAAACUAUAAAAAAAAAUAAUUCAGAAAUAUCAGAAAAGAAAACAACACCAAAAAAAUAUAAUAAUACAGAUAAUCUUUGGUUCAAAUUAAAAAUUUUACAAGAAGAGCGCCCAUUCCUCAAGAAGAAAGAAGAAACAAAUAAGAAAAAAGAAAGAAAUUUGUAUAUAUAUAUAUAUAUACUUAUAUUUAUGCAUAAAUAUUUAUAUAUAUAUGUAUAUAGAAGAUAAUCGUUUAGAAUCUAAUCGAGGGCCGAAUACAAAAGAUUUCGUAUUCAAAUUUAAUUUAAUUCAGCUAACAAGCGAAUGUCUUUAGAAAGGUCGAAAUUCAUUGCGGGAGUCGGAGGCGUUGGCUCCAACGCCUUCUAUGGCUCCAUGGCCCUGGGCGCUGGCGAGGGCGCCGGUGGCCUGCUCUCCAGCGCACGGUACGGGGCGACCAUGCGACAGCCAAUAUCGAGAGAUCCCAAAUCGAAAAGUGCCAAACGACGCACCACCCACUCCAAGGCGCCGGCUAUCUCGCUCACCGCGGAGCAGUUUGCGCGACGCACAGCGCUAAUAACGAGCAAAGUCGUUGGCAGCCUGAACAGGGCAGCGAACAAUGUCAGCGCGAACAGCAAACGCCCGUACAAGAUCGGACCGCAGCAGCAGCAGCAGCAGCAACAGCAACAGCAGCAACAGCAGCAGAAGCAAAAGCAGCAACAGCAGCAGGAGGUGGCGCCCAAAAAAGCAAAUGCCACAGCUACACUCAACCAUCGCAGUUACAAUCGCAGCAAUGCGGGAGGAGCUGACGACACCAAUACCGACUCGGACUACAAGUCAGCAGGAAGCAGCAACGGCAACGGCAACGGCCACGUCUGCACCUGUCGGAGGCAUGCGCCGCGCGGACGUCGGACGCUGCGAAUGCGCGCUGAGCCGGCAAAGACGAAAUGGCUGCUGAUGCCUCAGAGCAAUUUUCGCCAGUGCAGCGAGUCCUCCUCGGAGGUGAAUCAGGCGCAGGAUCAAAAUACGACCUGCAUAAGUAGUUCCAAGCAGCCGGAGCAGGUGCCGCAGCAGAAGCAGGAGCAGCAACACACAGCGGAGAUCGCUGAGCCGAUGGCGUCCAUCGACAACAGUCAGUGCUCUGCAGCGCCAGCGUUGGCCCAACGCCAGAGCACCUCCAGCCACUCUGACUAUCAAACGACUAUGGGCGUGGCCAGCAGCAGCAGCAGCACCAGCAGCACCAGCAGCAGCAGUAGCAGCAGUAGCAGCAACAGCAACAGCAGCAGCGACAACUGGUCGAACAGCGAGACCUACGACACGCCCCGCACCUUUAAAUGCAACAGCAAGAGCCUUAAGCUAACGUCGACGGUCAUCAAAAUAAUGCCCGAGGUGCAAACGCGCACGCCAACGCGCGCACCAAUCAGGACAUCAGCCGCUAAGGCAGCAGCAAAAGCUGCCAAAGCAGCAGCAGCGGCGAAAGCAGCAAAAGCAGCAGCCGCAACAGCAGCCGCAGCAGCUGCCUCACUGAGACCCAGCUCGCCCCACUACAUGAGCAAUCGGCUGCAAAUCCGGCAACAGCAACAGCAGCAGCCACAGCAGCUGGCGACUGCAAGGCCAGCAAGGGAGCAGCAGGAGGAGCAUCGAAGGAAAGCAGGAGCAACAGCGGCGCCGGCCAGCAGAGGGUGUGCGCCGAAAAUCGUGCGAGUGGAGCAGCACAAGGUGCCCAAGACCAUUGAGGAUGGCAUCGACAUAAGCUAUCAGCAUUUUGUGUCGAAGCCUCUGGCGCGCGGCAAGAAGCCGCUGCCCAUACGCUAUCUGUACCGUCCGAUGGUGCGGCGGUUGAAUCAGGCGAAUCAGGGUGCAGGAGCGCGACAUUCGCGUCGCAGCAGCAGCAGCAAGAAGGGGCUGAGCGAGAGCAAAAGCGAGUUGCUGGACAAAACGGAGGAGCAGGAGCAGGAGUCGGGGCAGAGCCAGCAGCUGGGAACGGAACUGGAUCAGGAAACAGAGCUGGAAACCGAGUCGGAUCAACAGCUCGAGCAGGAGUCGCAGCCAGACCAAGAGCCAUCGAUGCCCAAGAUUAGCAGCGAUAACGACAUCGAUGAUGGCGAAACCGAGCAGGAGUCCGCCUUUGAUAUGCCGCCGCCAAUUGUGGUGGAUGUCAAGUAUUUGCCGCUCAUAAACCAGCUGAAGAAGCAUCCGAUGCCCGAUCAGCUGGGCCGCCGAAUUGUGCUGCAGCAGCAGCAAUCGCUGCUGGCCAACGAGCAGCGCCUGAAGCAGCAGCAGCAGCAACUGAUGCUCGAAAAGUCCGAGCUGCGACAAGCCGAGGCCGCCGAGCAGAAGGCCAAACAAAUUGAAAUGCUCAAGCAGCAACAGAAACUGAUUGAGGAGCAGCGGCAGCUGAUCGAGGCGCAGAAAAAGCAAUUGCUGGCCCACGGUAAAAAACAGGUGCAGCCACGCCCCAUGCUAAUUGAUUUCCAGCCGAAUGCGACGCGACUCAGCAGUGUUGUCGGCGCCCAUAUCUGCUAUCAUGCACCCAUACGCAUGUGCGCUGGCUCUGUGGAACCGUCCCCAAGGGCUAAUCAAACACCGUCAGCAAAAGCAAAAACAAAAGCAACAACAACAGCAACAGCAACAGCAACAGCAAAAGCAACAAGGCCAACAACAUCGAGGACAGCAGCAGCAGCUGACGUUGCUGAAAGUGAAAGUGAAGAUGAGGUUGCUGUUAAGGGUGCACGGGUAGAGGUGGAUGAGAAGGCGGUUAUAGCUGCGAUUACCUAUGAGGAUAUUGAGCCUAUUGUUAGUUCUCCUAAGACCGUUACCUUUCAGCUGGACGACGACAAGAACAACAACAACAAUAGCAGCAACAAUAGCAGCAAUAACAACACCAACAACAACACCAACAGCAUUGAUAACAACAACAGCAUCAGCAAAACCAACAGCAAUAAGAACGAGAUCAGCGACAGCGUCAGCGGCGGCAUCAGUUGCAUCAGUCAAUCCGAGAGCAUUGGAAAUGAGUCCCUGGCCAAGAAGCGGCGAAAGUGCAAGACGCGUGGCAAGAGGAAGAAUCGCAAAUAAUUGUUGCUCAGCACAUAUGUGUAUAUAUAGAUAGAGAUAAAUACCAAAAUAGAUAUAUAUAUAUAUAUAUAUAUAUUUGUA
This is a messenger RNA of Drosophila mojavensis, 3198 nucleotides long. Its product is annotated as J domain-containing protein DDB_G0295729. Lineage: Eukaryota; Metazoa; Arthropoda; Insecta; Diptera; Drosophilidae. The record is from RefSeq and is a predicted model, not a curated record. Bases 370 to 3117 code for a protein of 915 amino acids. The transcript has a single exon.